AUGCAUGGUCCCCGAGCACAGGUUCUGUACUACGAGAUGAGUAAGAAGAGCUGGAAGUUUACUAAGACUUCACCCUCACCUAGACUUAUUCCCGAGUGGAAGAAUUUGAAAUCCACCAUCCAUGAUAUCUUGAAGGGCAGUGAGGUUUAUGAAGAAGUCAAGAAAAAUGUGUCUGUCUUGAGUGACAUGCCCCAGAUUCUGCACCACGAGUCAUAUAAUUUACAGAAAACGCCUUUCGUGAACUUCUACUCCCUGGACACCAACUAUGUUGUCGCCUUUAACUGGUUGGAACACCAUGAGAAACAGACACACGCAGUACUGUGGACAGAGGGAAAAGGUAUAAAAGAGAAAAGGAAGCUCACGAAGAUGAAAUAUCCAAUGACGGAUGAUGUUCCGCCCAUCACAGCCAUGGUCCACGUGGCAUCCUAUUGCCUGUUAAUAGCUUAUUGUGACGAUAUGCGCCUGCGGCUCUUUGGAGACCACCACCAGGAGUUCAUAGCUCUGAGUACAGUGCCCUGUCAUUUCUUCGUCAGUUGUCUCUGCUAUGACUCAGAGAGUGAGGUGCUCUCUUCGGGUACUUUGGGAGCUGUGGUUACCUGGUUCAUUGUAGCAAAUGGCAAAGGCCUCCAGAUGGCUCACAGAGUAACCCUGAGUGGCCAUGAGCAGGUACAGGACUUGUACAUGAGCACAAGCAUGGGCUCCCUGGUAGCUUUGUGUGAGAGUGUAGUGAGAGUUUUUACCCACAAUGCUCAAGGCCAGCUUAAAGAAGUGAAGACGUUCACUCUCCUAUCCAGUGGCUUCUCCCUUACCUGCUCCUGUAGCUGUAUGCCACAGAACACCUUCUACGCUGGGAACAAGAAUGGAGAGGUUCUUGCUUGGAAUUUAGAUAGCAGUAAGUUCCUCAAUAGUUUCAUGGCCCACCCUUCAUCUGUGCUAUCCAUCUACAGUCGGCCUGAGACCUACACCUUGUUCACAGCAGGCAGCGAUGGUAUGUUGAAGGAGUGGAACCUCACCUCUGGGAACUUGUUGAGGCAGCUUACUGUCGGCACCGAUCUACAGCGGCUGCACUUUAUUGAUAGCAGCACGUUUUUCUGCCAGAGCACGUCUAGUUUCUCCCUGUACUUAUUGCCCCACUUUUACAAUCUCUUCAACAUCUGUGGCUCUGCCCCCCAGAAGAUACAACGGGUCUUCUGUGGCCGUAACUGUACUCGUAUCUUGUGUGCCACAGAGGACAGUUUACUGCGCUUCCUGUCUCCAGUAACCGGGGACCUCCUCAUUGUCACCUGGCCCCUGCUGGCCAUGGAUCAGGCUGUGGCUUGGGCCUAUCACUCAGAGAGAGAGGAGCUCUUUGUGGCAAUCGGCAGCUCGGAGCUGCUAGUGUUUGAUGCUACACGUUCCCCCUGUCCAGCCAAGUAUCUCUUGUGCACUUCGGAAAACUACAAAGACAAAAUAAAAUGCCUGGCUUAUGGGGGGUCUCAUUUGGUCGACAGUAAAAAGGGGCUGAUGUUCUGUGGGUACGAGAGCGGCAUUGUGAGAAUCCUAUCCCAGGGCUGUUCUGUCAGGACGGAGAGGACUGUUCACUCUGGGGCAGUGUUGGCAUUAUGUACACCAGAGGAUUCUGAAGAGGGUUCCUUGGUGUGUUCCUAUGGUAAGGACAACUACAUACACCUCACAAAGGUGGUGCAUUCAGAGAGGAGAAUGGACCUGCAGCCUGUGACUGCAAUAGUCUGUGUUUGUCCCUUAAAACAUGUGGUACUCCUGCCAGGUUCUGUGGGUGCCAUAACUGAGCACUCCUGCUGGUUUCUCUGGCAUUAUCAAGAUUUUACAAAGGCAGCUUCACCGUCUAAUGUCAUGGUGAGACACACGAACUCCCUGCAUGAAUGUGCUAUCACUUCAUUUGACGUCUGCCUCUCCCUGAAACUCUUUGUCACGGGAGCCACGGAUGGAUCAGUCCGGGUCUGGGACUUCCGUGGGAAACUCAUAGCUCAGUUUGAAUCCGAACUGCAUUUUAGUUCACCCUGCUUUGCCAAUAGUCGAGGUGACCUGCUCUUGACUUUCGACCAAAGCAUCUACAUAGUGUCCUGCUUAAAGCUGCUCCCUCUCAGUUACCUGAUAAACUUAAACACUUUAACCUUUGAAGAAGAUAUGAUAGAGACCCCCAGGCCCUUCCUUCCCAGCUUCUUCUUUCUGUUUGAAUUGAUAUUUGUACCCAAAUUCAUGUACAUGGAACAAAGUGUUCAAGAACUCCAGGGGCUAGAGACUCUUAUCAACAAACGGGCCAUUGCUUUUGAUGACAUUGUGCCCCAUGUUGUAGAGGAGGGCAGACAUACUUCCACCACAAUGCAGGAGAGAACUAGGUUGCGCUUUGAGCAUGAAAAAUUCGUCGAUUUCUCCACUUCUGACUCCAAGAUGAAGUACUCUGAUGCCGCCCCUGCUCAGUUAAAGGUACCUGCCUGGGAUGGGCUGAACCCCUACCGGUUACUCCAAGGCUUCUUUGGAAAAGGGCAGAAAUGGCCCUUCGCUCCAGAUUGCUACAUUCCUAACUCAGUGAUCCGUGCCCGCCUUUGGCCUGAUGGUACCCCGGUCUUCCUGCGCUAUGAUCUGUGCUUAUUGUAUGAAGAGAUGGCUGGGGAGGUACCUGAACCAUUGAGACUCCACCCAGUGCCAUCCCUGAGUCCAGAUGAUAUGGAAAUGCAAACUAGAAAACUGAAGGAUGUAUACCAGGAGCAGAAAAGAGAAUCCUAUGGCAUUCUUGAAAGGAUGUCCAAUAAAAGCUGGGUAGGGAAAAAAUUUAGUGAUGGAAUUAUAGAAAAUAUGGUAGAGACCAUUCUCAACCUCACAGUUUUCUGUUCUACAGAAAAAUACAAGAAAUAUUUCAAUGCCCUGGCAGAGAUCUUUAUCAUUCACCAAGUCCCUUCAAGGAUGCGUAUUGAGACAGCCUGUCGCCUGCUCAAAGAUAUAACUCACUACAACGCCAGUAUCCGGGAGCUGGCCUGGGAAAUGCUAGAGAGGCUAGGCUUCAUAAGCCAGGUUUUUACUGUUCCCCUGAUCAUGGGGUUGAUGGACAGUGAGAAGGCUGUGCGGGCCAAGGUCGUACAACUUUUGUCCAAGUACACAGGCAUCCAAAGCAAGGCUAUGCUGUUACACCAGCUAAGACAACCACACGUCUUCCAUGAAUUGCAUGAAGAAGUGGCGGAUGGUUUUUCUCUGAGUCACAUACUGAAGGUUCAGGAAACUGACUUGCAGGACCUGCGUGGGUGCAUAAAGGAGCGGCUAAAUGAAGACCUGAGCUUGUCAAACAGAGCUGGCUCCCUUCGCUUUUCUAUUGAUUUGGAGAAGGACCUGGAGAUGGCUGUCAAGGAAUCAAUUAUGUCUGUGUCAGGCUCUAAAAUGGUUGAUGGGCUGAAGAAAAGAAAGAAACAUGUUCAGAACAAGACCAGAAAGAUUGGUAUUUACGGGAAUGGUCAUGAGGGUGAUGGGUGGGACCUAUUUGGGGCUAAUAAGGCAAAGGGACAUAAAAAAAAAGCAGCCCAGCGAAGGGGGAGGGUCUGGCUCACAGGAAGCAGUCUCCCAGAAACCAAUGCCAAGGUCAAAGCAUGGAUAAAAGCAUUUAUAAACUCUAACACUUCAGUCCUCUUCGCCUUGGUGCUCUGUCUGAAGCUCACUAAACUAGUUAUCACAGCAGACAUCACCCCCCACGGCUUCUCACUGUUUCUCUCCAAAUAUCCCACAGUUAGAAGAACCCUGAAGAUAUCCAAGAGAAGCAAGAAGGCAGGCUUGUUAAAGGAGCCUUUAGAGACUGCAGCUGAACCAAGAAAGGGCAGGAGAGUCUUGCAAGCUGACACCAAGGAUGGUUUCCUAAUGCCAGAGCUGCCUCUCAGCUAUGACAAAACCCAGGAAGAAACCCAGGAAGCAACAGAAGUCAAAGAGGAAUUAGUAGACAAAGGGGCCUUGGGAGUCAAAAGAGCCUUGGCAGUCAAAGGAGCCUUGGCAGUCAAAGGAGCCUUGGCAGUCAAAGGAGCCUUGGCAGUCAAAAGGGCCUUGGGAGCCAAAGAGGCCUUGGGAACUGAAGAGAUCUUGGGAGCCAAAGAGGCCUUGGGAACUGAAGAGAUCUUGGGAGCCAAAGAGGCCUUGGAAGAUGAAGAGGCCUUGGCAGCUCUGGGAGCCACAGACAAGGAUGUGGCCCUUAAGUCAAAAACCCAGACUGACUUUACAAAGCCUUGGAAAACGGAAAAAGAAAACAUAGCACAAGAGGAGUCAAAAGAGAGUAUUUCAGAAGCUCUUAGAAAACUCCAAAAGAAAUUACCACCCCCUACUGAGCUAGACAAAGACAAGGGGAUUAAAAAAAGUCGUGGAAUAGGAGGGAUUCCCGGACGUAUGAUCUCUCGACAAGAGAGGAAGUCUUGGCGAGAGGAUAUUUGCCACCUUGUCACUUCAAGGAUAGCAACUUCUCAUCCAGGGAUGGAAAGGGAUCUAGGGAAAGAACUGGAGGACUUUGCUGAUAUGGUGCUUACUGACCAACCCAGCUGGGAUUUCUUCACAGACCUAUGUCCCUGGAGAAGGGUCUCAUUUACACAACCAUCGGAACCUGAGGCAGCCAUGCAGGAACGACCUGUCCGUAAAAGAAAGGUGCCUAAAAGAGCGAUCAAGGGGGAAGUAACAACAGCUGCAGAUCAAGAGGGAACAAGCAUUCAGAAGAAACGUGUCAUUUCUCCAAAAGACAAGACAAAGAAGACAGAUUUCUUAGACAGUCAGGAGAUCUUAGAGAAAAAGAAGCCUAAAACGACAGCAGGAAAACAAGACAAAAGAAAACAGGAGAUAAUUGAAGACAAAAGGGAGUUGACAGAGAUUGAAGAGAAAAAGAGAUUGAUAAAGUUCAAUGAAACAAAGGAGAAGGGGAAGUUAGUUAUAGAGGAAAAGAAACCAACCAGUCCAGAGAAGGAACCAGAGGAGGAGAAGUUAAUCACAGAGAAAGAGAGAUCAGUUCAACCAGAGCAAAAAACAAAGGAGAAGGAAAAGUUAAAGUUAAUCACAGAGGAAGAGAAGUCAAUCAGUCCAGAGAAGGAACCAGAGGAGGAACCAGAGGAGGAACCAGAGGAGGAACCAGAGGAGGAACCAGAGGGGGAAACAAAGGAGGAGAAGAGGAAGUUAAUCACAGCAAAAAUGAAACCAACUGGUCCAGAGGAGGAAACAAAGAAGGAGAAGGCGAAAGCACUAAGUUCAAUACCUUCAAAGAAGACAGAUAUGCUGGAAGAAGAGAGGCUAUCCACUAUGAGAAUUUAUGACCAUGAAGGGGAAGUGCUUAAGAAACAGGAGUUGAAAACUGAAGAAGAGAGAGAGAAGGCUGAGGAAGAAGGUGAUGUGGUGACAGAGGAAGGCCAGUUGGAAGAGGACUACAGGCUGUUAGAGGAGUACAAAGAGGCUUUCCUGGAUAAAACCCAGGUAGAGACACUGCUGAAAAGGGUCCAGGAGGCAGAGCUCCUAGCGCAAAGUCAACUAGUAGAGCUUCUCAGGCAUUUCGAGGUGGGCAAGCUGGGAAAGAUCCAGCUGAAGGGUCUGCUGGAGAGUAUCAGGGAAUGGGUUGAGGAGGAAAUAGAGGAAGAAGCAGGGGGGAGGUACCUGAAGGAGGAGGUCAGUUUUGGUGAAGAGGACUCACAGAAACUGACUGAAGAACAGAGGAAAAGGAGGCUGAUCCUAAAAAGGAAACGGGAAAAGAGGUUGGCGAAGAAGAAAAAGCGUCUGCGUGCACAGGAAGGCCUGGGUAAAGAGAAGAAGGAGGAACAGUUCAUCCAGGAAGAGUUGGGGCUCCCUGGAGAGGAGGACAAGGCCAGGGAACUAGAGAAAGGGAUUCUCAGUGAAGAAGAAGAGAGCCUGGCCCAGGAAAGUCCAAGUGAGGCAAUCCAAAGUAGAAAAAUUCAGAGCAAGGAAAGCCAGAAAAAGAAAAUGCCAGUUGAGGAAAGGCUAAGGGAUGAGGAAUGGAGUCUUGGUGAAGGGCAGAGCCUGAGAGAACUGCUGAGUCUCAGUGAAUACGAGAGUCUCAGUACAGAGGAACUGAGUCUCAGUGAAGAAGAAGGCCUGACUCAGAAACAAGAAACCGUCCACUUGGAUCGUUUGGCCAAGACUUACAGGGAAAAGCUGGCUCAGCAGCUCUCAACUGCCAUCAAUGGCACAGAGACCCUUUGUCCAACUGGAAGGGAUGUUUUCAGAGAUGACUAUCCCACUGUGGAUAGAAAGUCCCUGGCCUUGAUGUUCAAAGACUUCCCAGACUCAAGAAAAAGGAUAGAGAUCCCCACAUUUUCCAAGAGAAGGAAGAAAGUGCCUAAACCUGGACCACUGUUACCACUGAUCACCAGUAGGACUACAGACUUAAAGGAGGUAAAUUGGCAACUCUUCAAUGAGUCACAUAGAAGCGCCCGUAGGCAGCAGUUAUUGGAUUCUCUCAAAGAGAUUGAGACGCGACAAUUUUACCCUGCCCAGAGAAACAUUCUCACCGGGGCCCAUGUAUCCGUAGACAGACAAACGUUGGCACUGCUGCUUCAAAAGGAACUCAAGGCUUUAAAGAAGAAAAGCAGGUACCCCAGACUGGGCAAAUUGAAGCAGACAAUGGCAGUCUCAGAGGAGAAAGAAGCACUACCUUCAUGGGACAUAUUUGUGGCACUCUACCAUGUUCUGCGGAUGCUACAGCAGCGGUAUGCCAAAGACAGGGCUACUUGGAUGGAAAACUUUUACCAGCUCAUGGACCUAUACCAGAUUAAGUCGCCCCGAAUCCAGAGGCUGCUGCUGCAACUGCUAUUGAGCCAAGAAACUCAACCCCACGAGCUCGUCUCUAAAGAGGCUCUGAAGGCCCUGGAGCUAGUGCCUGGGGAAAGGCUGUACUAUCAUCUGGAGAUAGGAGGACAUCCCGACCAGAUCCCCUAUAUCAUCGUCUGGCAGGACUUGGUCCAGAAUCCCCCACCUUGGGUUAAGCCUUGGGCCAUGGGGUCUGGGGUGACGGUGGCGGUUGCAGAAACCAAACCUAAGCUGGCCCAACCGUCGGCUGGUCCUUCGGCACCUCCGAAGAUCUACCCUGAGAUUGAGGACCUCUCGUGGACAGAGUCACAACCUCCCCCUUACCCUCUACCACGACCAUCCGCACCCCCUGCCCCAGCACCUGUUGAGAGAGACGGGGUAGAGGGGCCUGCGGCGGGGACGCGGAGUCGGAGAGGGGGGAUGUGGACCUGA
Messenger RNA from Mus pahari (shrew mouse), 7221 nucleotides. RefSeq names its product WD repeat-containing protein 87-like. NCBI's taxonomy places the organism in Eukaryota, Metazoa, Chordata, Mammalia, Rodentia, Muridae. The record is from RefSeq and is a predicted model, not a curated record. The transcript is spliced from 9 exons. The coding region runs from base 1 to 7221 and encodes 2406 amino acids. Gene Ontology annotation, molecular function: protein binding.